AUGAAUGAGAAACAAAUUCUCGGCGUUGCUGGUAGCAGUAAUGAUGUACACCUUAUGACAUUAGAAUAUUAUAACGAACAUAAAGAUGAACUGAAAGGAGAGAAGGGUGACACCGGACCUCAAGGACCACAAGGAAUACAAGGAAUACAAGGAAUACAAGGAAUACAAGGACCUCAAGGCGAAAACGGUUUGGAUGGAAAGGAUGGAAAGGAUGGAAAAACUGCUAAAUCAUGGAUAUGGGACCUUAUAAAUACUGGUUUAACAGCUGCUUCAUAUGGAGUUCUUCAAUACCAAAUCGGAAAGAUAUGGGCGGUACUUGGUGAAGAAGUUUUAAAUGACGUUAAAAAUGCUUUGAACUUCAUUUCAAAUGGUUCGGAUACUAUUAAAACUUUAUCUGGUUGGAUGCAAGAAACAAGGAGUCAAAUAGAUACUGUAAGACGUAUAGCAAACAAUGCACGUACGGGAUUGGAUACUUUACGACAAGCACAAAAUACACUAAAGGAAGCAAAUGAUAUUCUUGGCUCAGUAUCAGACAUGCAUGAAGAUUGGCUUAAAGGUAUUGACAAAUCUUUAAAAAAUCACAGUCAGUCUAUUGCUGACUACAAGAAAAGUAUAGAUUUUUUACAUAGUGCUAUGGACGUACAUGAUGGAAGCAUAAGGAACUUACUUAAUGCUAACAAUAACUUACCAGGAACUAUUAAAGCAUUUAUAAAGUCCUUUGUAAAACCCGGUGCUCUAACAUUUAGGUCUUUGAGAGCAAGAGCAUUGAAGUCAAGAGAUGCAGAAACUCCAACAGAACCUACAGAAGGAACUGAAACAACAGAAACUCCAAAAGAACCACCAAAACCAACAGCUAAUGAAAUAUUGUUCGAAUAUUUUCCAAGGUACUCUGUUCUCAUUGCAUACAUUCAAGAAAUACUUAAGAAAGCAGACUUGACUUUAGGAGAUGAUGAAAGUUCUGUAUAUCUUUCGUUCCAGUUUCAAAUAGCAGAACUUUUGAGACAGAUAUGCUUAAUGUAUGACAACAUCUCUGAUUUCACAAGAUAUGAUGACGACCAUGACCCCGAACAUGGUGAAGAAGAAGUUUUACAAACAUCCAUUAAGACAGGAAAGGUUUUAACUCAAAGUCUCAUUAUUGACACCAAAGAUGGCGAAGUGGACGUUCUUCAAGAGCUGAAGAAAAAUACUUCUUCGGGAGGUGGUG
Molecule: messenger RNA, 1204 nt
Organism: Trichomonas vaginalis G3
Lineage: Eukaryota; Parabasalia; Trichomonadida; Trichomonadidae
Product: organellar and viral DNA polymerase type B
Exons: 1
Source: RefSeq, a predicted model, not a curated record